AUGGCCACACCAGCACAGAAUGGCGACAACACGAGCACAUCCGACCAAGAAGCAACAUCAGAAAACAGGGCUGUAGCCACACUGAGUGCAGAAACAAAAGCCAUGCUGGACCCACUCUCACAACUCCCCUUUGUGCCAUGGCCAUCCCAAGAAGUUAUACGCAUGGGUGCUUUGGCUGCCAUCCAAGGCAUGUUGGAAGAUGGCACAGAUCCCACUACCGUGCUCAGUGCCGAGGAGCAAGAAGCAGCAGACAAGAGAAGAGCAGAAGAGGAAGAGAGACUACAAGCCGAGCAAGAAGAAAGAGAACGCAGGCGCAGGGAAGAUUGGGCCGCCAGAGGUGGUAAUAGGGCCGCCAUGACCGAAGAUGUCUUUGACCCUGAUGAGCUUUGA
Molecule: messenger RNA, 390 nt
Organism: Aureobasidium uvarum
Lineage: Eukaryota; Fungi; Ascomycota; Dothideomycetes; Dothideales; Saccotheciaceae
Source: the annotation of a GenBank genome assembly